UCUCCUCAAUUAACAGAUUCUAUUUCAGUGUAAUUUUCUCCCGAUUAAAAAGAGCUCUCUCUCUCUCUCUCUCGAUCGAUUUUGGGAUCCCUAGCCUCCAGCAGUCUUUGCAGAAGAACAAUUCAUAUUCAUUCGUCUCUAGAGUUUUUUAAGUGAGAAGGAAUGUUUACAAAUAAGGAAAGACAAGAAGAACGUACAGGAAAACAUGGAACACCAAGGCUUCAAUUUCUACAGGAGCUUGUGAGUCAGUUUCAGAAUGCAACUGAUCAAGAUACAAAGGAGAAAAUUGUAGCAAACUUGGGGAAUUUCGCAUAUGACCCUUACAACUUCACUAUUUUACGUCAGCUAAAUGUCUUGGAACUAUUCAUAGACUGUCUAACAGAGCCAAAUGAAAAGCUUGUGGAAUUUGGAAUAGGAGGAUUAUGCAACGCUUGUGCCGACCCAAAAAAUGUUGCUACAAUUGUCGAGGCUGAUGGAAUUCCUCUUAUAAUAAAAUGUUUAUCAAGUCCUGUACGGAACACUGUGAAUUACGCCCUUGGGGCGUUGUAUUACAUGUGUGACUAUAACAGAGCAACAAGAGAGCAGAUCUUGAGACCAGAAGUGGUGGAUCUCAUAGAGAGGUACGCAGCGGCUGAUUCAGUCAGUGUAAGCUUUAGUAACUUGGCUAAGGCGUUUCUUGACAAGCAUGUUCAUGCAUACACAUGAGAUUCUUGAAUAUUAUCUUGUCUAUUUUUGGUUGGAAUUAGCUUGUAUAGCAAUGGGCCAAAACACAAACGCUACAAUGGAUGUGUUGAUUUUUGAUGUUUUGUGAUAAUAUAGAUGAGUAAUAUAAAGGCUAGAUGAGUAGUUGGAUC
Messenger RNA from Camelina sativa (false flax), 854 nucleotides. RefSeq lists its product as uncharacterized. Lineage: Eukaryota; Viridiplantae; Streptophyta; Magnoliopsida; Brassicales; Brassicaceae. The record is from RefSeq and is a predicted model, not a curated record. Gene Ontology annotation, molecular function: protein binding.